AUGUUAAUGACGUCAUAAGUGAGCGCCAGCACGCUGUCGCUCUCAUCACGACCUUUGCUGUGGCUAUAGUAGGAAACAGUAAUUUAUAUAUCUGUAUAUAUAUAUAAAACAGUUUUAUGAUGUUUAUUUAUGAGUGAAUUAUUGUUCGGAAUAGUUUUAGUGAAAGUACUGGACACAACGAUCGGAGAUGUUUCGUUUGUCUCUGCUGGUUUGUAGCAGAGGAGUCGCUCAAAGGUUUUCCUCCUCAUUUUCUAGUGUGAACAACCUGCCUCCAAAUCUACUGCUGCCCUCCAACCUGGUGGAUCCUGAUCGAUUAAAGCGACCCCCUCCCUCUGCAGACUGCUCCCUGCCCCUGCUGAGACAGUGUGAUGCUGUGGUUCCUGCUCACCUGAGCCCCAUCCACACCUGGGUAGAGAGUCUAGAAGAUGUAGACAGUGAGCCGUCGGGCGUUGCUGAGCUUCACCCUGACGUCUUUGGGGUACCACCCAGACUCGACAUCCUCUACGAUGUUGAAAAGUGGCAGAGAAAUUUUAAGCGAAUCAGCCAUGCUCACACUAAGGUGAGGUCGGAGGUCAGGGGAGGAGGCCGGAAACCCUGGAAACAGAAGGGCAGCGGACGAGCUCGACACGGAAGCAUCCGGUCACCGCUGUGGAGAGGAGGUGGAGUCAGCCAUGGACCCAGGGGACCCACCAGCUACUACUACAUGCUGCCCAUGAAGGUGCGAGUACAGGGACUGAAGGUGGCGCUGAGCUCCAAGUUGACGCAGGAGUACCUCCACAUCGUGGACUCCCUGGACAUCCCCACCCCAGACUCUCAGUUCCUCAUGGACCUGAUCAGACAGAGACACUGGGGACACUCAGUGCUAAUAGUUGAUGUAGGUGAAGAGUUUCCAGAAAACAUUCUCCAGGCCACUGCCAACCUGAAGACGGUGAACAUUAUCCCAGCCAUCGGCCUGAACGUCCACAGCAUGCUGAAGCACGAGUCGGUCGUCCUCACUCUCCAAGCCGUCAAGUUCCUGGAGGAGAAGCUGCUGUGGCACGACGAGCGCUUCGCUCCUCUGUACCCGUUCAACCUGCCCUACUCUGACCUCCCCUGAAGAACCUGGUAUUUACUGUAACAUAUCCACUCGCUGCAGACAACCUGCUCUUUUUUUUGUAAAUGUGUUUAUUAAGUUCAUUAUCAAAAAGAUGAAUAAAUAACAAGUGAUCCAAAAAAAA
This is a messenger RNA of Cynoglossus semilaevis (tongue sole), 1217 nucleotides long. It is a transcript of the gene mrpl4, whose product is annotated as mitochondrial ribosomal protein L4. The record is from RefSeq and is a predicted model, not a curated record. NCBI's taxonomy places the organism in Eukaryota, Metazoa, Chordata, Actinopteri, Pleuronectiformes, Cynoglossidae. The coding region runs from base 188 to 1096 and encodes 302 amino acids. Gene Ontology annotation, molecular function: structural constituent of ribosome. Gene Ontology annotation, cellular component: ribosome. The transcript has 9 exons. Gene Ontology annotation, biological process: translation.